Molecule: messenger RNA, 321 nt
Organism: Diversispora eburnea
Lineage: Eukaryota; Fungi; Glomeromycota; Glomeromycetes; Diversisporales; Diversisporaceae
Source: the annotation of a GenBank genome assembly
AUGUCUCAAUCAAAUCUUAAAGUAUCUGCUAAUUUUAAAAAAAAUUCAAGAUUAGUACCAGAGUUCAAAAUAAAUGAACAAAGGGUAGAAUUACCAAGGUUUAAAGUAAUUGAACCAGUAAUAGUAAUUGAAACAGGAGCAGAAUUGCUGGUAGCAACAGUACCAAGAUUUGAAAUAAUUGAAUUAGCAGCAACAUCACCAGUAGCAAUAUUAUCAGUAACAGUAGUAAAAGUAGAAACAACAAUAUCAAGAUCUACAAGUAAAAGGAGAAGAACUAAAGUAGGAAGUAUAAGACAAUAUUCUGAUGAUAAUAUUCAAUAA